Molecule: messenger RNA, 3614 nt
Organism: Hydra vulgaris (swiftwater hydra)
Lineage: Eukaryota; Metazoa; Cnidaria; Hydrozoa; Anthoathecata; Hydridae
Product: guanine nucleotide exchange factor DBS
Cellular component (GO): cytoplasm
Molecular function (GO): guanyl-nucleotide exchange factor activity; protein binding
Source: RefSeq, a predicted model, not a curated record
UGUUAUAAACUAAUUUAAAAAAUGAUGGAUAACAUCCCAGUUGAAUCAUGCACUGUUAUUAAUACAAAUGAAGUUAUUGAAGAAUUAACAAAUAUGGCUAACUGUGAUCCCACUUCAGCCAAAGAAUUGCCUUUUGAUACUGUAGAUGGACUUGUAUCUGAUUUAGGCAUGAUGUGUGAAAUAAAAAUAUUAGAAAUUGCUAAUGUUUUGCAGCAAAAAGUCAUGUAUAUAUCAGGAGGUAAAGAUAAAGAAGGGCACCCAUUGAUUCUUUGCACAACAUCUCCUAUAUUAGGAUCAGUUUCAGAGGAUACAUUUAAGAAAGCUGUAAUAUAUUUAGAAAAAACUGCCUGUGUCUUAUGGGAAAACCAGAAGUUUGUUAUUAUCGUCGACAGUCAAAAUGAUAAAUGGGCAAAUGUGAAGGUGUUAAUGAAGUUACUUGAGGACUUUGAAGCAUGCUAUAUUCACUACAUAUUAUUAAUAAAACCUCAAGGAUUUGUUCAGCGUCAUUUCAGUGUUAAAGACACAAAGCAACUUCAAGAAUUUACAAAGCACCCAAUAGUCAUUUUGGAAAGUAUAGAAAAACUGUAUAAUUAUGUGGAGCUCAACGAACUUCCAGCCGAUCUUGGUGGAUCCCAUAAUUUUAAAAUCAAUGAGUGGAUAGAGUAUACAACUGCUAUUGAACGAUUUCAAAAGACAUGUCUUAAAUUGGGUAAUCACGUAAAAGAGGUAUACAAUUUGUUUAAUAAGAAAAGAUCUUUAUCAAGUGUUGAAGAAGUUGAAAGUUUAUAUAAACAACAAGAGCAAUAUGUGGAUGACGUUUCAGACGAUUUAAGAUGCACAGUUGAAAUUUUUAACACAUUAGAACCAAUUGUUAAUAAACCAUACAGUGUCUUACAACAAGAGCAAAGUUUGUUAGAAAAAUAUAAUUCAGCGCAGUUGCAAGUAUGCUCAGAGCGCCUUCAAUUUCUUAGUCAGUAUUUGCAAAACCUUUGGAAUAAACAAAAAACGUACCUUGAACAAGCUAAAGAAGUUUGUCAGUUUGAACUCUCUUUUAACACAACCGCAAAGAAAUUAAAGCAAAUUACUGAAAUCUUGGAGUCACGAACAGAUAUUGGAGAUUCACUUAGUAGUGCCAAAGAUCUUUUAGAAGAAUUAAAUGAUUUUGAAAAUAAAAGGAAGGAGCCCUAUGAAGAGAUGAUGAAGCUUAAAGAAAAGGGAAUUGCCAUACUUGUUGUUUUUUUGCCAUUUGCUCAUCAUUCAGUGAAACAAUGCAAUAUUGAAAUGCAAAAUCUAUGCCAUGAGUUUGAAUCUAAGUUAGAAGUGCGAAGGAAUUUACUGCAAGUGUCUCUAGAUGUCUUUAUGUGUUUGGAUAAACUACAUGCAUGGUGUCAGGCAGGUGUUGACCUGCUGGCUGCACAACCUGCUGAAUGUUUUACUAAUGAAGAUCUUGCUUCUAAAUGCUUUAAUGAAGUUGAGUCGUUUAUGAAAGAUGGACAAGGAAUUAAUUUGAAAAAAAUGAAUCAGAUUAAUACAUUGUGUGCGAAACUACAAAACAAAUUUCUUUAUGAAAAAGUAGAGCAGGCAUUAAAACGUAUGGCUGAAGUAAAGUUAAUGUUAGAGAGAAGAGAAGCAAGUUUGAAGAAAGUGAUUAAACCUGUGCGACCAGUACAACUAGUUAAGGCAUUAGUACCUGAACAACCAGCACCAAGUCAGCCAGCAGUUAACAAAUCUAAAGAAAAGGACCUUAAUUUGGAUUUGAAACAACCUGACGAAAUCAAGACUAAAGUAUCGGAUGAUUUGAAUAGGAAAAAAUCCCAUAUUCCAAAUUCUCCGGUGUUUGAUAAAAAUGAAAUCAAGGUUGUAGUCAUGGAUGACAUUGAGCAGUUCAAAAGAAAUACAUUUAGAAAAUCAUUGCGCAAAUCAGUUAAAAGACCUGUUUCAUCACCAUCAGAGCUGGAAGAAGCAGAGUCUGAAGAAGAUCCUGAAAACCGUGUAAAAAUACGUCAUGUAGUUACAGAACUUGUUAACACAGAAGUUGAUUAUGUUAAUGAUUUAGCUGUUGUGAUGCAGAGCUAUUUUAAAUCAUUUGAUGAUCCUAAAUAUGAUAUCCCUGAUCAUAUUCGUUCACAGAAGCACAUUGUCUUUGGAAACAUUGAGGAAAUUUAUAACUUUCAUAGCAAAAUCUUCUUGCAAGACUUAGUUAAGUGUAGGAAUAACCCUUAUUUAGCUGGACAAGUUUUUAUUAAUAAGAAGGAAGAGUUCCAGCUAUAUGCAACAUACUGCAAAAAUAAACCAAGCUCAGAAGAACUAAGAAGAGAGCUACAUCAAACAUCUUUUUUAAUUGAAUGUCAAAAAGAGCUUGGGCACCAGCUAAAUCUUGAUUCUUAUUUAUUAAAGCCGGUUCAGCGAGUCACAAAGUAUCGUUUGUUGCUUAAUGAAAUGUUGAAGUAUGUAAGCGAAAAUCAUUUGGCUCAUGCAGAUAUUAAAGAAGCUUUGCAAACAAUGAAAGAAGUGCUGCGUUAUGUGAAUGAUGUCAUGCAUUCUACGGGAUUAGUUGGAUUUGCUGGAAAUUUAGAUUUGCAAGGAAAACUUUUGCUUCAAGACUCUUUUCUUGUUUGGGAAAGGAAAAAAAAUGCAAUAAGUCAAUUUAAACUAAGUGGUGGUAAACAGCGUCAAAUAUUUGUUUUUGAAAAGUGUUUAAUUUUUUCCAAGAGAGAAUAUGAUAAUGAUAAAGCUCUGGCAACCUAUCAAUGCAAACUUUUUCUCAAGACUGCAGAAAUAGGAGUCACAGAGACAGUAAAAGGGCAUGAAUGCAAAUUAGAAAUCUGGGUGCAGAGAAGAAACGAAGUUUAUACAUUGCAGGCACCAAAUCUUGAAGUGAAACAAGUAUUGAUUGCAGAGUUAAGAAAAAUAUUAAUGUCACAAUUUACUGGUGUAAAAGAAACAAUAAAUCGAAAAAUUGCUCCUGAUGACCUUGCCAUUACAGAAGCCAAUCAGAAAAAGCCAUCUUUUUCAGAUGAAUAUGAUGAAAAUAGAAGUUCUCCUACUCAAGCUAUUUUUUCAAAUAAUAAAAUAUUGAGACCAUCAGGAAUGAAUUCUAUGAAAAGGGCUCAAAUGAAUCCAGUAAAAUUUUUUUCUAUUGAUUCUUCUGAUAUGAUUUUGGAUAACUCAAGUGAUGAGUCUUGCUCUGAUUGGUCAGAAAAUGAGGUUGAAGAAACAGAGCCUGCAGAGACAACUGUUGAAACAGUUUUGAAUAAAAAUAAUAAUGAGGAAAAUUUUAUUGCAUUAGCAGAAUAUAAUUCAGUUGAGGACUCAGAAAUGUCUUUAAAAGAAGGAGAGUUAGUAAGUGUUGUUAAAGAAGGUGAAGGAGGUUGGUGGUAUUGUAGUAGCCUAUUAAGUGGGAAAAAAGGUUGGGCACCAUCUGGAUAUUUGCAAAGGGCUAGUUUGACUAAAGAUGCAAAAUUUGAACCAAUCAAACCUUCGUCACCAAGUCCACGAAAUCGAAUCGAGACAAUAGUUUAGUUCUUAGUUUGUUUUUUAUAUAUACUUUUUUAUGUUUAUUUAUAUACUGUGAUUCUUUCUAUCUAGAUAUUAUACUUUUUUAAAUAUUUUUC